AACAAAAGAGAUUUUUGGUGCUUUACUUUUUUCUAACAUCACAUUAUGACUGUUUUAUGCAUUAUAGUUAUCCACCGCUUUAUUUUGUAGUCCAAAAGCAGUCCAGCCUUUUGUCUCCACAGGAACCUCUGUAAAUGAAAGGUUUUUCAAAAUAAAAGUGCCUAGUUUGACUUAAAAUGAAAUACAGUGGACUUCCACCCCCUCUGCUCCCCGGUGCCCCCUCCAUCUGCUGCUUUUUUCCUGACCCCCCCCCCCCAGCCUCUAUAAUAUAUGACGGCAGACUGUUUGUGCUCACCGGUUUGCACACAUUGACCUUUUUGCCUUCCAAUUGAAACGCACAGAUGUUCUUUUGCCUCCACCAGCUCACUGACCGUGGUAUUAUAUGCCAACACACACACACACACACACACACACACACACACACAGAUAGCCGACACUUUAAAAACAAACAUAUGAAUGAAAAUUCUUAGUUCUGGUCAAAAUAUACAGUAAAGUUCAAUGUAUUUGAAAUUAUUGUAUUUUUUUAACUUCUGUUGAACCAAAACUGACUAAUGGUGACACUUUUGCUGGCUUUCACUUAACUUUAUUGACUAUAAUUGAUCUAAAUGAUGUCAAAUCUGUGAUAAAACAUCCCAUAAACAUGCCCAUUUACAAACCAUGAGCAGCUGCUGGUUUUCUUUUGAGAAAAUAAAUGACUAACAGCUUCAGUAAAUGGCAGUUUUUGUAAAGUGGGGUUAAUGAUGAGGAUGAGGGUGGGGUGUGUUUACUUUAUGCCGUCAUUUUUAGACUGUGGAGUGAUUGUUCGGACUGGUGUGACGCUGGUCAGAUGGUAUUCUGGACCAAACAGAAACCCACAAAAGUCAAUAUCAGAUAGGACUCUUCAAACAGUCCUGGGGAGACGGCGACCUCCAGAGUCGGCGUGCUCCGACCCCUCCCUUUAUCAGAUGACGUGUUGCACUGAUAACUGGUUUCUGCGGAGACCAGGUUCUGCCGGCGUUUGAGCGUCUCCGUGUCCCGUCCAGAUGAUAAGGCCGCAGAGGCGAGACGUGCCGCCCCCCGAGAGGCUGGGGGGAGACGUCCCUCUGGUCCACGCUCUUCAGCCGUCCGCCGUCCCGAUGGGGCCCAACAUAUCCUGGCUCUCCGAGGCCCCCCUGCUGGGCCCGGACCAGCCCAUCUUCCUGAUGACCCCCGCCGCGCAGGCCGUGUCCGGCUUCUUCGUCUGGACGGCUCUCCUCCUCACCUGCCACCAGAUCUACAUGCACCUGCGGUUCUACAGCUCGCCCAGGGAGCAGCGCCACAUCGUCCGGAUCCUCUUCAUCGUUCCGAUCUACGCCUUCGAUUCCUGGCUCAGCCUCCUCUUCUUCACUAAUGACCAGUACUACGUGUACUUUGACACCAUCAGGGACUGCUAUGAAGCGUUCGUCAUUUACAACUUCCUGAGUCUGUGCUACGAGUACCUGGGAGGAGAGAGCGCCAUCAUGGCCGAGAUCCGGGGGAAGCCCAUCGAGUCCAGCUGCGUGUUCGGGACCUGCUGCCUGGGGGGACGGGCCUACUCCAUCGGCUUCCUGAGGUUCUGCAAGCAGGCCACGCUGCAGUUCUGCGUGGUCAAACCGCUCAUGGCCGCCAUCACCGUCGUCCUGCAGGCGUACGGAAAAUACAAAGACGGGGAUUUCAACGUUGCCAGCGGUUACCUGUACGUCACCAUCAUCUACAACGUCUCCGUCAGCCUGUCUCUCUACGCCCUCUUCCUCUUCUACUUCGCCACCCGGGCGCUGCUCAGCCCCUACCGACCCGUGCUGAAGUUCUUCAUGGUCAAGUCGGUCAUCUUCCUGUCCUUCUGGCAGGGCAUGCUGCUGGCCAUCCUGGAGAAGUGCGGCGCCAUCCCUCAGAUCAACUCGCCGGACGUGUCUGUCGGCGAGGGGACGGUCGCCGCCGGUUACCAGAACUUCAUCACCUGCAUCGAGAUGUUUUUCGCGGCGCUGGCUCUGCGGCACGCCUUCACCUACACCGUCUACGUGGACAAAAGUCUGGAUUCCAGAGGCCGCUGCGCCCCGAUGAAGAGCAUCUCCAGCAGCUUAAAGGAGACCAUGAACCCCGGCGACAUGGUCCAGGACGCCAUCCACAACUUCUCCCCGGCCUACCAGCAGUACACGCAGCAGCGCACGCUGGAGCAGGGGGCGCCGCCGCCGCCGCCCGUCCUGCGCAGCCACGGCGCGGCCGGCGCCCGCAGCGACACGGAGAAGACUCUCCUGCUCAGCUCAGACGACGAGUUCUAGAGCGACUCGACGGACCGUUUCCGCUCCCAGCUGUUGGGUGAUGACACACGUGAUCAGAACUUCAGACUCAACCGCGUGCGCUCAAAGUCACGCCACGCCGCCCUGGAACGUGGAAAGUGUGUGAGUCAGGCGUGUGAGUCACGCGUGACAUUUUGGUCGGAUGGACGCUCCGUUUUUUUUCUAUCUCAGCUGAGCCAUUGUUUGUUCUGGGACCGGGUCUCCCGGUGACGGAGCUGAGGGGGCGUCCCCCAAAGACAGACUCCGCCUUAUUUCACCAACCCUUUACCUCAACGUUGACAUGCUUGGAUACGGCAGAAGCAAACCGCAGAGAGCAAAUGUGUUAUUGAUAGUGGAGAGAAGCAGCUUAUAGAUUAUUCCUCUGCAAGCGCCGCUGGCGUUGGGAGUGGCGGCGGCGCGGACGGGAUUAGGCCGCUGUAAUUGGGGCGUCACUGAAUGGUGGGGAUUAAAGCUGGCGUGCUGCGUUCAGGCCUCAAUGUAGGUUAAACGCUUUCAGACGGAGCUUAAUAAGGAGGAAAUAUUCUCUCUGUGUGAUUUUCUAAAACCCGGCUGCUCAGAAAACCAAACAUUUUAGGUUUUCCUCUGCAUUUAUCUGCCGUCACUUUGCCGAGGAUCCUGGAUCCCAGAAGAAAAGUUUGUCCUUUUAUUUUGAAAGACAUUUUUUUUCUUUGAUUGAUUGUCGUCCUGCUCGUAAUCCCAGUCCUGGAGUCUUCUAACCGAGUCGCCUGAAACGCCCCACUCCUCAAAGCCUGCCGUUGCCCCGACCCAACACUAGGGGGCAAAUGCACCUCAUGGGCGCCCUCCUUUGUGUUUUGAUCAGGAAAGUUGGGGGGGGGGGCUGCUGGUCUCAGAGGACGGGGAUGGCUUUUGUCCUGAGGCUGCGGCUUAUUUUUAGACGGCUGUUAUUUUUAGAAAGGCUCCAUCAGAGCGGCGGUUUGAGCGCCACGCUCCACCGUUUCCUCGCCACUGCUGGAAUUUCUGCCUGAGCUGCUCCGUGUCUAAACAAACACAUAUUUUAGUCUGUAUUUAAUAUUUGUAAGUGCUUGUUGUCUGAUUUCUGUUUAGAAAUAUGUUAGUUUUAUUUUUACAGACCCACAGCAUGAAAAUGCUGUUUUAAAAUAAUUGCAUUUCUGAGUAUUUCUUUAUUUUUUUUUUGUGAGUCAGGAGCAGACAAAACAAAAGCCGCUUGGAACAAAUAAUAUUUGGGACGUAGAAAAUAGGCUGGGCGGGGCUAGUCUCUCUGCUCCGCCCCUUUCUGAUGCAUUGAUGCAACGUUCAUCCAUAAACGUCUUUGUUUGGAAUCUGGAUCUAAACUGAACGGCUGGAUGGCGCCGAUAUUGCUCGCCGUUUCUGUUGCUCGGGGUUUUGAGGGAAGCUAGCUCAGGUUUGGGCUAAAAAGAGCAUAAUCGUAAUAAAAAGACGCUUUUAGAAUCCAUCCACAGAUGAUCGGAACAGAGUUUUUUUUUAAACAAAAGAUGCUUAGUGUUGAAAAUACCUUAUAAACUUUAUCUGAGCUUCUUUCAGGCCUGAACUCUCAUAAUGUGAUCAAUAUCUGUAAAAAUAAAAGAUGUUUUUAUCUUAUAAAUUCA
This is a messenger RNA of Oryzias latipes (Japanese medaka), 3883 nucleotides long. The record is from RefSeq and is a predicted model, not a curated record. NCBI's taxonomy places the organism in Eukaryota, Metazoa, Chordata, Actinopteri, Beloniformes, Adrianichthyidae.